Messenger RNA from Exserohilum turcica Et28A, 1857 nucleotides. RefSeq lists its product as uncharacterized. The transcript has a single exon. The record is from RefSeq and is a predicted model, not a curated record. The coding region runs from base 1 to 1857 and encodes 618 amino acids. Lineage: Eukaryota; Fungi; Ascomycota; Dothideomycetes; Pleosporales; Pleosporaceae.
AUGGACCGUGUUGUGCGAUUUGCGCAAAGUGUCAAUAUCACGAGGCUGUGGGUUGACAGGGAGUGUAUCUACCAGAGACCAGAGGAUGAGCUGGAAGACAAAGAGCUUGGCGUUCAAAUCAUGGAUGUUGUCUAUGGCGACAGCGCUUACUCAGUCGGCCUACUUACAGUCGAACUGCUGGACCAACAUGAGAUUGACCUGCUCUCCGAUUUGCUCGCCAGAUCUCUCUUUACAGAUCCGCGUGAUACGGAUACUCCACAGUUGCAGCCUGGAGUUGAUGUUACUGCAGUACAAAUACUGAUUCUCCGUAUCCUGAGCGAUUCCCGCUGGUCACGCGGCUGGAUAUUUCAAGAAGACCACCUCGCUUCCGAAAGGAUGGUGCUGCUUGUUCCGUGCAACGAGCAACUCAACAAGGGCAGCAAAUACCGCUUUGGAAAAAUACCCGGAGAACUCCAGAUCAAGCUCAAAGAUUUCCGCCAGACCGUCACCAUGUUCUGUCUAGCUUCCGCAGACAACCAGCGACGAUGGCCCAAUAGUGAGAUGCUGGAAAAGGUGAAGCAGUACAACAUUUACAACAAGAAGAUUUAUGCUGUCAGCUCUGCAUCUCAAGGACAGCAUUAUAUACGUUCCUGGGAUGAUGAUUACAAUGCCGAUGCUGGGGUCGGCAAACUCAAUACGCAGAGUGGCUACUCCAAAAUUCCCUCGUAUCCGACUACCACGACGAGCGUACUCGAGGAUAUCAACAAUCGAUGCUUAGAGAAUGAGUCAGACAGGAUUGCUAUACUUGCCAACGCUCUGAAAUGCACAAAGCGGCUCAACACUCGAAAGGGCUCGCCUUUGGUUGAGCCUGAAGCCUUCAGCCUGUCCGCAGCUCUUCUCACUAUCAUCCUAAUGAACGGGGAGAUAUUGGCGAAUGCGCCCGAGUGCCAAGCCGGCACUCUUCCGUCCGAAGCAGAUCUCAUGAGUCAUACUCUUCAAUCGUAUUUGAUCGCUUGCCAGUUUUUCUUUACUCCUCCCAGCCUGAAACUCCACCAGAGUUUUAUUGAUCGAUGUCGCUUCAUAUCGCCAACCAUCACGCGUCGUGGUAUAGAGACAAAGGGUUUUCUUUUCAACUUGUUGCCUGACCGACAAUUGGAAAAUCAGGAGUUUGAAUCCGACCUACUCCAUCUUACCGAUGCAGAUAGAGAUGCUUUGUCAGGUAUUGUCCCAGAGCGAAGACGCUGGAACCGUAAGCUCGACAACAUUGCUUGCCAGGCACUUGAGAUACUUAUAGAGAAGUUGGAGAAAUUAUGGCCUGGCAGUAAGCUUGCCAGUCACAUGCGCAGACACAUAGAAUUGGAUCAAAACCCGCCGCGCUCAAAGGAUCCCUACGCGUACCCAUCUACGCCGUACGUACUAGAUGCCAUGUCCGCGUUGUAUCAGGCCCUCAGAGACGACCGCGAGAUUUGCCUUGCACGACUGGCUUCGGCUCCGCAAGACGUAGAGCCAGUCGCUCUUUUCAUGAGGCCUGAGCCGCAUGGCUGGAGGACCAAACUGCCACUUGACUCUGCUGCUGGCCAAAAACAGCAAAUGACAAAGAUAUUCACAAGCUGGGAUAACGGUCGGCAUCAAUACGACAAAGAACGGUUAGUGAGCUUAGAGGUCGGCAUAUGGGAUGCGCAGGGCGUUAGACAUGAUUGGGAUCCACAGACUUGUUUCAUGAAGAGUUAUGGAUGGGUCAAUGGGAUUUGGGCUGUUAAUGGCGAGCAAAUGGAAGAGUAUGUUUUCCCACUAGCGGGUAUUACCAAGGAAACCGACUGUGGAGAUACGGAAAAGAGUAGUGGGGGAAAGAAAAGGAAGAGGAGACAUGACGACUAG